This is a messenger RNA of Drosophila guanche, 1596 nucleotides long. RefSeq names its product extensin. Lineage: Eukaryota; Metazoa; Arthropoda; Insecta; Diptera; Drosophilidae. The transcript has 7 exons. The record is from RefSeq and is a predicted model, not a curated record. The coding region runs from base 246 to 1508 and encodes 420 amino acids.
AUGCUUUAGUUGGUAUUCCACACUCGACCUAGAAGUUAAACCAACUUUAGCUGGGCAUCGAUCAAAUUCAAUUGACCAUUGAAUUUUGAUACGAUCGGUCGCGUUCCCCGCCAAGGAUUACGCACGCAAAAAAAGGAUUACCUAACGAAAAUCGGGAUUAAUUUCAGCAACAAAAAAAACUCCUUACUCCUCCUCCACGAGUCUCGACAGCUGCCGUUCUGUAGCAGUCAGAAAAAGUGUACAACAUGAGAAGUGCACUGUACGUCUUGGCGCUUUGCGCUGUGGCGGUGGCCACCGCAACGGCCGAUACGCAUGUGCGUAAGGUACGUGACGCCGAUGGGUACUUCUACCCCACGCCGAAGGUGCCGUUCGAUCUGCCCCCACGCACCACUGAGGCGCCCUACACCCGUCCGCCCACGACGAGGCCUCCGGUAACCCGUCCACCCACGACGAGGCCCCCGGUGACACGCGUGCCAGCCACGUACUUGCCUCCUACCAACAAGCCAGCACCACCGGCCACCACUCGUGUGCCUCCACCACCACCACCGCCGAGGACACCUCCUCCAACGAGGCCAGCGACUCGUCCUCCAACACCGCCACCAACCAGGCCACCAACUCGUCCUCCAACUCCGCCACCAACCAGGCCAGCGACUCGUCCACCAGCAACCUAUUUGCCACCCACAAACAAGCCUGCACCACCGGCAACAACCCGUGUGCCACCACCACCACCACCACCAAGGACACCACCACCAACCAGGCCAGCGACUCGUCCUCCAACGCCGCCUCCAACUGCACCACCAGCAACCACUCCACUCCAGCACCAACUUACUUGCCUCCUACCAACAAGCCUGCACCACCAGCAACGACCCGAGUGCCACCCCCACCACCACCACCAAGGACCCCACCUCCGACGAGGCCAGCAACUCGUCCACCAACCCCUCCACCAACCAGGCCACCAACUCGUCCUCCACCAACCUACCUGCCACCCACAAACAAGCCUGCACCACCGGCAACCACACGUGUGCCACCACCACCACCACCACCAAGGACCCCACCUCCGACGAGGCCACCAACUCGUCCACCAACCCCUCCACCAACCAGGCCACCAACUCGUCCUCCACCAACCUACCUACCACCCACUAACAAGCCUGCACCACCAGCAACCACUCGCCGUACUCCACCUCCAACUGUGCGUACGCCACCCCCAACUGUGCGUACGCCACCCCCAACAGUGCGUACUCCACCACCGACCAGGGCCACUCUCCCACCUACCAGACGUCCAGCCAGCACUCCAGCACCAACCUAUUUGCCACCCACUAACAAGCCUGCACCACCAGCAACCACACGUCCUCCAUACGCACAACUCAGCCUCCUACCAGGCCACCAACUCGCCCACCAACCCCACCACCAACACGGCCUCCUACUCGUCCACCAACCACUUACCUGCCACCUGUAACCACCCGCGUGACUCGUCCACCCACGCCACCACCAACACGUCCCCCAACUAGGCCACCAACACGCGCUACCACACCUGCACCAACCUACUUGCCACCCACUAACAAGCCAGCACCGCCAGCAACCACACGGCCACCAGUA